AUGCUCCGGUCCACGCACCCGCUCAGCCCCAGCAGCAGCAGCUCGGCCCCGGCGUCCAGCUCCGGCGAGACGAUGGUGGGGGGCGCGCCGAGCGGGGCGAAGCUGCUGCAGAUCCUGAACGUGCGCGUGGUGGGCACCGGCGAGCGCGUGGUGGUGCUGUCGCACGGCUUCGGCACGGACCAGUCGGCGUGGAGCCGCGUGCUGCCGUACCUCAUCCGUGAGCACCGCGUGGUGCUCUACGACCUCGUCUGCGCCGGCAGCGUCAACCCGGACCACUUCGACUUCCGCCGCUACAACAACCUGGACGCCUACGUGGACGACCUGAUCGGCAUCCUCGCCUCCAUCCGCCGCCCCGACCUCUUCGCCAAGCUCGUCCUCAUCGGCGCCUCGCCUAGGUUCUUGAACGACAGCGACUACCACGGCGGGUUCGAGCUGGAGGAGAUCCAGCAGGUGUUCCAGGCGAUGUCGGCCAACUACGAGGCGUGGGCCAAGGGGUACGCGCCGCUGGCGGUGGGCGCGGACGUGCCGGCGGCGGUGCAGGAGUUCAGCCGGACGCUGUUCAACAUGCGGCCGGACAUCUCGCUCCACGUCUGCCAGAGCGUGUUCAAGACGGACCUCCGCGGCGUGCUGGGCAUGGUGCAGGCGCCGUGCGUGGUGGUGCAGACCACCCGCGACGUCUCCGUGCCGGCCAACGUGGCGGCGUACCUCAGGGCCCACCUCGGCGGGCGCACCACCAUCGAGCCCCUGCCGACGGAGGGCCACCUCCCCCACCUCAGCGCCCCCAGCCUCCUCGCCCAGGUGCUCCGCCGCGCGCUCGCCCGGUUCUAG
Molecule: messenger RNA, 828 nt
Organism: Triticum turgidum subsp. durum (durum wheat)
Lineage: Eukaryota; Viridiplantae; Streptophyta; Magnoliopsida; Poales; Poaceae
Source: the annotation of a GenBank genome assembly